AUGAAGGGUAAAAAAGGGGAUACUGAGCAUGUUCAAGAAAUAGACAGUGUACUUACAGUUGGUGAAAUACGUCAAGCAGGCUCAAAGUGGGAAAUUUUUGUGAAUUUGAACAAUCACAAAGUUAAGUUUUUGCUCGACACGGGAGCUAGUUGUUCCCUGAUUGGUCUGUCGGGCUAUGAAGAGAUAAACAAACCUCCGCUUAACGAAACCAGUCGCUCACUUCGCUCAUAUGGUAAUACAACCGUUCCAGUUUUAGGCGAACUACAUGUAAAUGUCGAAUUUGGGGGUCACCAUAAACAAUUAACUUUAUUAGUUGCCGAUGUACCAUCCGGGCACAAUAUUUUGGGAUUGGAUUGGUUCAGUGCAUUUGGUCUGGAGAUAAAAUCUCCAAGUGAGAAUAUUGUUUUGAAUUUAAACUCAGACGUGGACCACGAAAUACAAAACCUUUUUUCAAAGCAUGCUGAGGUAGCAUCUAAGACCUUAGGGUUGUGUAAUUCUAUGAAAGCACAUUUGUAUCUAAAACCUAACACUAAACCCAAAUUUCACAAAGCGAGACCUAUUCCAUUUGCUUUAAUAGAUGCAUUCAAGGGAGAAGCUAAGCGUUUAGAAGAAGCUGGAGUUUGGAAAUCGGUCAGAUUUAGUGAAUGGGCCGCGCCUAUUGUCGUUGUUUCUAAACGUAAUAAGGGCCUCCGCAUAUGCGGUGACUUCAAGGUUACCAUAAAUCCUCACUUAGAAGUAGAUCAGUUUCCAAUUCCAAGACCAGAGGAUCUUUUUAAUAAACUUGCGGGUGGACAGCGAUUUUCGAAAAUAGAUCUUGCAGACGCUUAUCUGCAAAUAGAGCUAGAUGAGGAUUCAAAAUCUCUGACUGUCGUAAAUACACCACUUGGACUCUACAUGUACCAGAGACUUCCCUUUGGAGUGUCAAGUGCUCCAGCUAUUUACCAAAAGACGCUAGAACAGGUAUUGUCAGGGUUGAAUUGUGCUAUAUAUCUGGAUGACAUAUUAGUAUCUGGGAAAGAUGACAAAGAGCACUUACUUAAUCUUGAGGCAGUGUUUAAGAGGCUUUUUGAAAACGGAUUGCGAAUUAAUCGAGAAAAGUGCAUAUUUUUUCAAUCUGAAGUUGAGUACCUAGGUCAUUUAAUCAACGCACAGGGUAUCCGCCCGUCCCAAUCCGGAGCUCUUGCAAUUAAAAAUAUGCGCCAUCCGACAGACUUGAAAGAAUUACAAACUUUCCUAGGUAAAGUAAACUAUUAUGGAAAGUUUAUUCGAAACUUUUCCGAAGUGGCAGCACCACUUAACCGUCUGCGUAAGAAAAAUGUACCUUUUAUAUGGGGCUCGUCACAAGUAAAGGCGUACGAAAAUCUUAAACAACAACUGGCUGAUGCUACUUGUCUUGUUCAUUAUCGACCGGAGUUGCCAAUAGUUCUAGCAACUGACGCAUCUUCCUAUGGAAUAGGAGCAGUGAUAGCGCACAUAGAUGAAAUGGGAAAUGAAUCACCAAUUGCCUUCGCUUCAAAAACGCUCGACAUACAUCAACAAAAAUAUAGCCAAAUCGAAAAAGAGGCACUUUCUAUCAUAUAUGGAGUACAAAAAUUUCAUCAAUACUUAUAUGGACGCACAUUUACGUUGGUAACAGACCAUAAGCCAUUAGUGUCGCUCUUCAACCCCGAAAAGAAAUUGCCUAUAAUGACUGCCAAUCGCUUACAACGUUGGGCGAUUAUUCUUAUGGCCUAUACUUACCGCAUUAGAUAUCGGCCUACAGAGAAGCAUGCCAAUGCUGAUGCCUUGUCUCGUUUUCCAAUUGGGCCAGAUUGCCAGUUUGACCGUAAACAAGAAGAGAUCUGCAUGGAAAUUUCAGAGCCAUAUUCGGAAAAAGUUGAGUCUUUUCCAAUUGCAAAGGCGGAUAUCGUAGCCUCUAUUGAUAAAGACAUUACCCUUAAAAAAAUUCGCAAUUUUAUACUUUCAGGUUGGCCAGAAAAAUUAUCAGAGGAAGAUCAGGAUGUCAAACCAUAUUUCAAUAGAAGAAUGUCACUUUCAGAGUAUCAAGGGCUAAUCUUGCUCCAAACCGAACAUCUUCGACUCGUGAUUCCAAAAGCUUUUCAGCGAAGGGUAACGGAGAUGCUACACGAAGGACACUGGGGCAUUAUCCGAAUGAAACAAUUAGCUAGAAGGUACUGCUGGUGGCCAAAAGUGGACCAGGCUAUAGAGGAACGAGCUUCCAACUGUAAAGUGUGUCAAUCAUCUGCAGCAGACCCUCCGAACUUGCGGACCGCACCAUUUCACCCUGCCUCAAACGGUGAAGCCGAACGAUUUGUCCGCACGUUCAAAACCCAUUUCAAGAAAAUCUUCAAUGAGAACCCCAACAAAGACUUAGCCUUAUCCCGAUGCCUAUCAACUUACCGCACCACCCCAAAUCCAAAAACGGGAAAAUCACCUGCUGAAUUGUUGCACGGGAGACAACAUCGUAGUAUUACAUCGCAACUAAUUCCAGAACGUCAUUCGAAUACUACAUCGUCACAAACUCUAACAAACAAGUUCAAAAUCAACGAAGCUGUAUAUGCCAGAAACUUUGCAAAAGGUGAUCGUUGGAUAGAAGCCACUAUUAUCAAGCGUAUAGGAACCAAGAUGUACUUAGUUAAAACGAAUCGUGGCUUGUGGAAGCGUCACCAAAAUCAGCUCAAAUUAAGAAGUGAACCGACUGAUUCCUCGUAUCAUUUUCUUGAAGCAAAAACAUCAGUUGAUAAUUUAAACCAACCACAUUAUCAGGCAAGUAACUCUCCAAAUAAUACUAAUUCUCUUAGUAAUUCCAGUUCAAUACAACAAUCAAAGUCCAUUCUUAAAAUGAAGUCUCCAGAAGUGAGCAGCCCUCGGCGGUCUAAUCGAGUCCGACGUCCAGUUGUCCGCUUCCAGCCAUAA
Eupeodes corollae is the source of this 2916-nucleotide messenger RNA. RefSeq lists its product as uncharacterized. The transcript has a single exon. Gene Ontology annotation, biological process: proteolysis. Bases 1 to 2916 code for a protein of 971 amino acids. Gene Ontology annotation, molecular function: nucleic acid binding; aspartic-type endopeptidase activity. NCBI's taxonomy places the organism in Eukaryota, Metazoa, Arthropoda, Insecta, Diptera, Syrphidae. The record is from RefSeq and is a predicted model, not a curated record.